GAGGGCAUCAUAUAAGUCGGCUGCCCCUCCCCCCAUGUUAAUGUUUUUCAUUUUUGAAUACUGACAAUUCUUCCCACUAUCGUCAAUUCCGACAUCAUCGCUGGGUCGCCUGUCUAACUGCCAAAAGUGUGUAAGUCGCAUCACUCUCCACUGUCACCUACCGAGCCCAAUCCCAUCCACUGUAUUUGCUCUUCAACGGCGCCGCUGUGUCGGCGCCCCCACUUUACCACCGAGCAGACGCUCAACAACGUCAGAGAGCUCCCGCUAGCUACCUCGAGUGAGCUUGCUGGGGGAGCGAUUUUCUGGACAAAGUCUUGGUCUGACGAGGAUGUGUGAACCGGGCUGUCCUAUAGCGGAGACGAGGUGGGCAACAUGAUAGAGUCAAGAGUCGUGAGAGGAAGAGACAGUAGCGCAGAGGCCGAGAGAAGGCCAGAGAAGACAUAUCGGCCGCGGAGCCACCGGAGAGCCACCGGGCAUCGGAGCAGCCGUAAGGGCCCUGAGACUCGAGAGCCUGAAAUGGGUUGAGGUGUGCGGUGAACGAGAUUGAGCGUUUCCGGAUGAGGCGACUAUCUCAAUCGUCUCACUGGAUGGCGCGGUGAAUCGUUCAACAGUCUCAGCCCAUUCAACAGCUCUAAAGCCUCACGGAACUCAAUUUACGGCCCGUGAGUAUCAGACGAUUCGCGACGUAUCUUCGUUCUCGCCAAUCGAGGAGCAGCAUGCUGCAAGAUGCAUUAGACGAGUGUUCCUGGCGAGAUGAGAAAAAGAUUCGCGGUCUUAUCAUGGCCUCUCUUUAUGCCUCACCGACACAGCUGUUGGAUGUUGUAAACAGCUCAUGGCCUCAAUCUGAUGAACUCAUUCUGGCCCGCACAGAGCAGCUCUCGGCAAGAGCGUCAGAAUUGCCCCUCCUGCCCCUCCAAAACGCCGUAACUGCCACUCUACCCCUUGCCGUGUUCUUUAAUUACGCAGCUCUGUUUUGCUUUAAUUUAUCGAUAAGGACCAAACAGAGUUGGAUUGAAAACCCCGCUAUACCCCCCUCCUUCGUCAUUGCUCUGCUCCUCUUCAUUCAUAACUGACAAACUUUCUUGCUCAAUAGACUUUUUCCUUCUACAUCUUUCAUCUCAACCUACAUUUUCUAUCCAACCUAAGCUUCACAAACAGCAACAAUGGGUGUCCAAGAAGUCCUUAGCCGCAAGACUGGUGUCAUCGUCGGUGACGAUGUCCUCCGUCUCUUCGAGUACGCUCGCGAGCACAAGUUCGCCAUUCCCGCCAUUAACGUCACCUCUUCCUCCACCGUCGUUGCUGCCCUCGAGGCCGCCCGCGACAACAAGGCUCCUGUCAUCCUCCAGUUCUCUCAGGGUGGUGCCGCCUACUUCGCUGGCAAGGGUGUGAGCAACACCGACCAGGCCGCUUCCAUUGCUGGCUCCAUCGCCGCUGCCCACUACGUCCGCUCGCUCGCUCCCACCUACGGCAUCCCCGUCGUCCUUCACACCGACCACUGCGCCAAGAAGCUCCUCCCUUGGCUCGAUGGCAUGCUCGAUGCCGACGAGGCUUACUUCAAGGAGAAGGGUGAGCCCCUCUUCUCCUCUCACAUGAUCGAUCUCUCUGAGGAGCCUGUCGAGUGGAACAUUGAGACCACCGCCAAGUACCUCAAGCGCGCUGCCCCCAUGAAGCAGUGGCUCGAGAUGGAGAUUGGUAUCACCGGUGGUGAGGAGGAUGGUGUCAACAACGAGGAUGUUGACAACAACUCUCUCUACACCCAGCCUGAGGAUAUCCUCAACAUCUACAACACUCUCUCCCCCAUCUCCCCCUACUUCUCUAUCGCCGCUGGCUUCGGUAACGUCCAUGGUGUUUACAAGCCCGGCAACGUCAAGCUCCACCCCGAGCUUCUCGGCAAGCACCAGGCUCACGUCAAGGAGGCCCUCAAGUCCGACAACGACAAGCCCGUCUUCUUCGUCUUCCACGGUGGCUCCGGCUCCUCCAAGAAGGAGUACCUCGACGCCAUUGGCUUCGGUGUUGUCAAGGUUAACGUCGACACUGAUAUGCAGUUCGCUUACUGCUCCGGUAUCCGAGACUACAUGAUCAACAAGCGCGAGUACGUCAACACCACCGUCGGCAACCCCGAUGGCGAGGACAAGCCCAACAAGAAGUACUUCGACCCCCGUGUCUGGGUCCGUGAGGGUGAGAAGACCAUGUCCAAGCGUGUUGCCGAGGCUCUCCAGGACUUCAACACUGCCAACCAGCUAUAAAUGUCGAUAAAAGACAAUAACUGGUUCUAAUGAUAUCCCAACUGCGACACAAUUCAUGAGUAUCGUUUGGAAAAGAAAAAGAGGGAUCUAGAAAAUGCCCUCACCUUAGUUCCGACACAACAUAGCAGUGUUUAGUUGCAGGGGCGUUACGAGGUGAUGAAAGUAGUAAAAUUAAUGAGGAAAAAAAAAUUGAUGACGCACAAACAGCCUGAGUGUCCUCUACUACAAUGUGUAUAUGUGAUUUAAACUAAAACCACUUUAGCUCGCUAAACUGAUAUAGGACCUUGCAUCAAUGGAAAUUCUGGAGGUGGAUGGAUGCGAAUUUAGAAAACAUGAAAAUCAUGUCAUUAGUCGUAGAACAUAUAUAGCCUGUUAAUUAUUAUACAAACCAACCGUUUGAAUUUCCCGUGGUUCGUCGCGGAAUGCCUCUUGUAUCAGAGAACAUUUGCCGAGCGCCGUGUAUUCUAACCCAUGUCCAUGCCCGCCUCUUUUGGUUUAACUUUGCACCUUUAUCUGCAUGAUCUCGGUGAUUGUGUAUUAUGCAGCUCACAAUUACCAUUUCCUGUUCCUAUUUCUCCUAUUGUUUUCAUAUCCUGUUUGGCGUGCCUAUCGACCAAGAAGCUCCUUCUCCAUCUGGGCUACAGCGUCCUCUGAGAGCUGCUGAGCAGCGCGAGCAUCGGCCUUGGUCUUGUCGAAUCGCCAGAGACCACCAGUCUUGUCAGCCUCUCCAUCAGUAGGUACACCAACGACCUUGCCGAGCUGUUCGAGGACAGAGUCUUGACCCUCAACAGCUGUGAAGUACUGGCGAUCCCAGGUUCGGCCCUCUGACUUCUCCUUGGUGCGCAUGUUGCGCUGGGCAUUCUCAAUUUUGCCCUUUUCAGCACCUGUGGUGUCCAUGUCACCCUUCUGGAUGGCAUCAGCAACGCGAGACCAGGCGCGUCGGGACUCGAGAGGGUGCUGUUGAUCGAUGGGGGCAACUUUGAGCUCAGUUUGAGCGGUGUUGACGGCGUCGUAGGUGCUCACAAGAGUAGACUUGGAGUUAGACUUGGCAGGUCCCGAGUAGAUCUCGAGGGCCUUGUUCCACUGGCCAGUGACAUUGUAAAGAACAUCCUUCUCCUUGCCCGUAGGAUAAACGCUGGCGACGAUGGUGUUCUUCUUUCCUGAGAGCCAUCCCUUGCCGCUAUAGUCAAUCUUGGCGGUGAAGCCACCGGAACUAGUGAUGUGACUUGAGCCAUCAAGCUCGACAAAAGGAGCACCAAAAAUGAGACCCUCGAUAUGAAGACCAGGGAGGGUAAUGAGGUAGGAUUCGAUCUCUCCAGAUGGAAGAGGAACUCGUAGGACAGCGUGGCCGAUCUGCUUGACAAUGAUGGUGCUCUUGAAAGUGGCCUUCUGAGCAUUGUAACCCUCAAGCUCGAUACCAGUCUUGUCGUUGCGAAUGCAAUAGGCGGUAGCAGGAGGAUGGUGGCUGACCUGCUCCGAGACAAGGGUGGUCUCGCCAGCUUCGUCGGACCAGGUACCGAGGAAAAGCUCACCCAAGAAAGGGUUCAGAGGCUUCUUUUCGUUUCCAAACUGCUCACUCCGGCUGGCGUACUGGUGCUUCAGAGUCGAGAGGAACCACUUGAGGACGAGCAUAGUACGCUUGGCGGGAUCAGACUCGGCAGCUGGGGCGGUCAGGACGGGAGGGUGCGUGGCCCAGUACGCAGAGAAUUCGGUGAGAGACUGAGAGGACAGGAUGAAGGGAGGCGCGGUGAGAGAAGAUAGAUCGCCAUUGAAGGAUGCGAUGGA
Fusarium odoratissimum NRRL 54006 is the source of this 4031-nucleotide messenger RNA. Its product is annotated as fructose-bisphosphate aldolase, class II. Gene Ontology annotation, molecular function: zinc ion binding; fructose-bisphosphate aldolase activity. Gene Ontology annotation, biological process: glycolytic process; gluconeogenesis. The coding region runs from base 1164 to 2246 and encodes 360 amino acids. The transcript is spliced from 4 exons. Gene Ontology annotation, cellular component: cytosol. The record is from RefSeq and is a predicted model, not a curated record. Lineage: Eukaryota; Fungi; Ascomycota; Sordariomycetes; Hypocreales; Nectriaceae.